Messenger RNA from Apiotrichum porosum, 654 nucleotides. RefSeq lists its product as uncharacterized. Gene Ontology annotation, cellular component: TIM23 mitochondrial import inner membrane translocase complex. Bases 1 to 654 code for a protein of 217 amino acids. Gene Ontology annotation, biological process: protein import into mitochondrial matrix. Lineage: Eukaryota; Fungi; Basidiomycota; Tremellomycetes; Trichosporonales; Trichosporonaceae. The transcript is spliced from 3 exons. The record is from RefSeq and is a predicted model, not a curated record.
AUGUUCCACAUUGCCGCUCGUGGUCGUUCGUUGAGGCAGGACAACAAGGACUACAUGCUGGCAGCGGCGUCCCGCCCGGUCGCCAAAGCAGCUGGUACUUCGGCAGCACCUCCGACUUCGGCUAUUCCUGCACUCCUACUCCUCUCUGUCCUCAACGCCCGCCACAAGCCCGAGGGUGCUCCCGACGCGCGUCCUGUUGGCAGCGGCUCGUCCAAGUCGCAGAUCACCAACCAGCUGGCUAUGAGUCUGGAGGAGGCCCACCUGAUUCUGAACGUGAAGAAGGAGGCAUCUAUGGAGGCGAUUCUGGAGAACUAUGAGCGCAUCUUCAAGGCCAACGGUGCUCCUGCCGCCCCCAAGGAGCCUCCUGCGACCACUCCUGCCGCACCGGCAGCACGUGGAGCCAAGAAGGCGAGGAAGGGCCCCACCCACAGCCACUACCUUCAGUCCAAGGUGUACCGCGCAUUGGAACGUAUCAAGGCCGAGCGCGCCGACGAGAUUUCUGCUCUCACCUCCGAGGGUGCCGCCGCGGAGGGUGCUGCCGCUGCCGAGGGUGCUGCUGCUGCCGAGGGUGCUGCUGCUGCCGAGGGCGCCGCCGCAGAGGGCGCGGCCAAGGCAGAGGGUGCCCAGGCGGGCAAGGAGGGCAAGGCCCAGUAG